This is a messenger RNA of Hirundo rustica (Barn swallow), 1414 nucleotides long. It is a transcript of the gene PI4KB, whose product is annotated as phosphatidylinositol 4-kinase beta. Gene Ontology annotation, biological process: phosphatidylinositol-mediated signaling; phosphatidylinositol phosphate biosynthetic process. The record is from RefSeq and is a predicted model, not a curated record. Gene Ontology annotation, cellular component: membrane; cytoplasm. Gene Ontology annotation, molecular function: 1-phosphatidylinositol 4-kinase activity. The transcript has 6 exons. The annotation marks the transcript as partial. NCBI's taxonomy places the organism in Eukaryota, Metazoa, Chordata, Aves, Passeriformes, Hirundinidae.
CUCCGAGCGGCCCCGCUCCGCUCCGCCGGCCCCGCUCCGCUCCGGCCGCGCUCCGCUCCGGCCCCGCUCCUCACGGCCCCUUCCCACCCUUCCGCUCCUCUCCGGGCCGCCCCGCUCCUCCCCGAGCCGCCGGGAUGAGCCGCCCGCGCCGGCCGCAGGGCCGGGCUCGCCGAGCGGAGCUGCGCGGGAUGGGAUCGCUCCAGCUCUGAGCCGCGCCGCCCCUCCCUCCACCAUGGGCGACUCUCCGCUGGGGCCGAUCCCGCCGGAGCCGGGCGCUUCCCAAGGGAACGGUGGCGGCCCGGGCGCCUCCUCCCUGAGCGUCAUCACGGAGGGCGUGGGCGAGCUGGCCCUCAUCGACGCCGAGGUGGCCAAGAAAGCCUGCGAGGAGGUCCUGGAGAAGGUCAAGCAGCUCCACGGAUCCGACGCCCUUCCCAACGGACAGAGCUGCCAGAUCCGCUGCCUGGACGAUCCGCCGGGCUCGGGCAUCCAGGAGGAGGAGGAGGAGAGCUCCGGCUCCUCCAGGACGGCCAGGAAACGCCAGCACCAAGCCAAGCAAUCCUGGCUGCUGCGCCUCUUCGAGUCCAAGCUCUUCGACAUCUCCAUGGCCAUCUCCUACCUGUACAACUCCAAGGAGCCCGGCGUGCAGGCCUACAUCGGGAACCGCCUCUUCUGCUUCCGCGACGAGGACGUGGACUUCUACCUCCCGCAGCUCCUCAACAUGUACAUCCACAUGGACGAGGACGUGGGCGACGCCAUCAAGCCCUACAUCGUGCACCGCUGCCGCCAGAGCGUCGACUUCUCGCUGCGCUGCGCGCUGCUGCUGGGCGCCUACUCCUCGGACAUGCACAUCUCCACGCAGCGGCACUCCCGCGGCACCAAGCUGCGCCGCCUCAUCCUCUCCGACGAGCUGAAGCCGGCGGGGAGGAGGAGGGAGCCGGCGGGGCCGGGCCCCGGCGCCGAGGCGGGGCUGUCGCCGUCCAAGCGGACUCACCAGAGGUCCAAGUCGGACGCCACGGCGUCCAUCAGCCUCAGCAGCAACCUGAAGCGCACGGCCAGCAACCCCAAGGUGGAGAGCGAGGAGGAGGAAUUCUCCUCGAGUACGGAAAGCCUGGAUAAAUCCUUGGCUCCCCCGGCCCGGCUGGCUCCGGAGCGGGAGUUCAUCAAGUCGCUGAUGGCCAUCGGGAAGCGCCUGGCCACGCUGCCCACCAAGGAGCAGAAGACGCAGCGCCUCAUCUCGGAGCUGUCGCUGCUCAACCACAAGCUGCCGGCGCGCGCCUGGCUGCCCACGGCCGCCUUCCAGCACCACGUGGUCAGGGUGCCGCACUCGCAGGCCGUGGUGCUCAACUCCAAGGAUAAGCACCACGUGGUCAGGGUGCCGCACUCGCAGGCCGUGGUGCUCAACUCCAAGGAUAAG